UGGACUAGGCACCAAGCCAAAAGCUGAAUUCCUACGAGUCCGUGCAGCUCCCACACAUUUACAGCACUAGGACCCAGAGGGAGCUUAAUUUCUGUGAGUCAGUGCAGCUAGCUGAGCCCUGAGAGCAGUGAAUGAGGCUGGAAAGGCAGAGGGAAUGUGAAUGGCUCUUCUGGCUUGGGAAAGUGUCCACGGACUGGGGUGCUGCGGACUACAAAACAGCUUGGACAACUGUGUGGAUUCCCUGUACCCCUGGUGUCCAGUGAUACUGCUCUGAGUGGAACGCAGAAUAAGCAACUCCCAGACUCAGCUACGCAGUCAAACUGGCCCGAUGGCAUGCUGCAGCCAACCCCAGCUCCGCGUCUGGAUGAAAUAAAGACCUUGCUGGGGGAGCAGUUGCUUGUGCAGUAUACUCAGAGGUAAGCACAACGUACACGCUCUCCUCAGGGCAGACUGAAAUCGUCUAAUACCAGUAUCACAAAAUAGCCUGAACAUCUGCACCAGAAGAAGUGUUUAAGUGUCACCUGACCAACAUACAAGUGGGGCAGAGUUGUCAUCCUGAACAAAUCAUUGGUCUGUCUUCUAAAGAAUGAUGAGGGCAUUUAUUACUUAGUUAAGUAAUAAAUAAAUAAAUAAAUAAAUAAAUAGUUUGCAUUUAAUAAACGUUACAUGCAAACAUUAUUAUGCAAACAGAAGUAUGCAAACAAUAGUUUGCAUUUAAUACUCUUAUUUUUGGAAAAGCUUAGCUCUUUGACUUGUUUAACAAGUUGCUUCACUGAUAACCUGCUAGCUAGCUAUUGUCUGGCUAAAAUGGGAGUUUCCACUUAUUCUGUCAUCUUUUAUUCUGUCUCCAGGCAUCGUAUCUUUUGUGGGGAAUGUUUACUUAUAAUGAGAGAUGGUCCACUUAGAAGACAGAGUUCUCAUUAAACACCCUCUGUUUUAGUAGAGUUUUUGUAUUUUUGGCGUUGAAAUGCCUGUGAUAACCUUUGUGGCCAAUGUUACAGACACCCAUGUACUACCAGCACUAGAAUUGGCAGCUGUGCAUCUCCCUGGAAGUUCAACUGGCUGCACUUGGCAUGCACUGUGAAUGCUUCUAGAAAGCGCCAUGAAAGGACCUAGUAAUUAUGUGACAAAGUUUAGAAAUAACCCCCAAAAUACCCUAUAAAAUAUCUAUGCAUGUCAGCAAAAAAGUCCACAAUCCUCACAGUCUAAGGCAUACCUAUUCUUUAAAUGUUAACUUCUUUUGCUUGUGUUGUCAUCAAGCCUAGUCCACUUUCUUAACCUGUUUCUAUUCUCCACUCAUUUAAUAAUUGAUUAAAAGAUUCAAUUUUGACUCUUCAGGAAAACUACCAGGUAUUCCAAAUACAUUUUGUCUGUGUUUGGGCCACACUCCCCAGAGAAUGCUUUACCACAAGGAGAGGAAAUACAAGGCAAGUAUUUAAAAAAAAAAAAAAAAAAGCACACAGGUGAGAUCUUUCUGAUUUUGUGUUAGUGGCCUUCAAGCAAUAAUCUUAGCAUAUGCAGCAUAAGAAACUCAGAGAAGGGAGAUAAAUGUAGCUGCAUUUUCCAGCAGUGAAUCUUGUAUAGCACAAAACCAGAAAAAGCUCUUUGCUGACAUUGCAAUGUCUCUUUCCUAUAGAAGGAAAUAAUAAAAAAAGGGUUGAUGUAUAAACACAAUAGGUUGAGGCUGCUAUUGGCAUGUCUAAAUUGUGCCUGGAUUUUGUUCUGCAAACCUUUUCCAUUAACAUUUCUGUUAGGAAAGCUAACUCUUUAGAGACGUAAUGAACCAUCUGAUUUUAAUUUGGUUGUAGAACAAGGGGUUACACAGAAUUGUGCAUAGCCAAGCUAUUGAGCUACACCCAGCUCUGCUUCCUUAUACAGAUGAUGGUGACUGCUCAAGCACGAGCAGCAUGUGGGAAAGCAGCAACCCUCAGCCUUGUUUUCAGCAGAUUAAAGUAGCUUUAGAACAGUAAGGAUUUUCUCUGUGAGAGAGAUUUAACUGUCCUCAUCAUCAUUUUGUACACCCCUCUUCCAGUCCAACUGUUGCACAGACAACUGCUAACGUGGCUUUUGGCCUUUCUCUUCUCCCCUUGAUGCAGGAUUGCAGCAUCUUCACCCUCUUCAAUCACUACCUUCACUUGGCAUAUCCUGCUGAUUUCUUAAAUGCUUCCCCAGCCCUGCACAAACACUGCUGUUUAUUUCAUUUCAGCUCUUGUCUGAGAUAAGACUAGCCACACAAGAUCCUAUGUGACAUGUCAGGGUUCUGCAUUUUCUACAAGAUUGUGCUCUAGCAAAGCUAAAGCACUCAACGAGGGCUUUAGUGCUGCUGGGGAUUCUACUCUGAGAAAGCUGAACAGAGAGGGGGAACUUCAGCAGUAAUUGACCCACACCCAGAAAAAAACACGAAGACAUGCUGGGAAAUCACAGUGGAACUGCAGAGCCUGAUUCCUCUUUUACAAAGCCCUGUUUGUCCAGUCUAUGUGCGGCUGCCUGCCCGCUGGCUGGACACAGUGUAAUUCGGGGCCAGCUGAGACAUGUCAGGCAAAACAAGGCAAAGAGACAGGGGAGGAGCCUUGCUUGGUAGUUUUUUUCUGUUUAUACCCUGUCUCUGCUUAUUAAGUCUUCAGAGAGGAAAUACAAUGUCUGCCCCUAACUGCAAUUUCAGAUCAUUUCUGAACGUCUCUUAUUUCCAGGAUGCCUGCUGCUGCUUUGUUAACCCAACAUGUGGCUGAGUUAGUCAACAUGUGGUAGUUACCUAACAAGGUAUUACUGCUGCUGGUCUUCUGGCAUAAAAUUGUUCUUAGUAAAGUUUUAGACAUUCUCCACACCCAAACAGAUGUGCAUAUUGUCCAGAUCGAAGGCAGACUGGCACUGGCACUGGAUCUGCUAUGCAGUGUCAAUUGUGGAGCUUCUUGCUCAUGGCACACUGAAAAAAAGGAAGGCGUGUCCCUGUACAUAAUUCCCAGUACUAUGGCCACAACAGUUGUAUCCCUGCUACACCUAAGAUGCCAACCCCAAAGUAGCCCACCACCCACAGAGCUCCUAUGUAAUACCCAUGUUUGUUCUAACAGGAAGCUUGAACAUGGAAAAAUCCCAUCUGUCCUUGUGACAUGUGAUGCCCGAGCUCUUCUGGGAAGGAGCCUGGGGUUUAUCUGCCCCAAAUCAGAAAUGAGGUGUGUCCCAAAAGGGCAGAUGGGAUAGAUGGAGGCUGCUGGAGGCUGCUGAGACAGCCAGAGUGGUGGGGCCUGUCCACAUGGCAGGUAAGCGCGGGUGUUGAGUGUGUGAUAACAGCACAAUUCAGUGGGGCUCCCCCCCUUCCACAAAUACCAGCUUGGUGGUCCCCAUCCCAGCCCCAAAGACACCUCUGCAGACAUAUUAACUGAAUGGACAGCUAUUUUAGCCAAGCGACUGCUUCUGCUCUCACUACUCUGCAGGGUAUAUGCAGCCAAGAGACCGGCCCUGGCCAAAAAGAUUGCUGCAAAAAUCACUAGAGAUUUUACUCCUGGGAACAUGCUGUCGCCAUAUGUUCUCCACAUUAAUAACACCAAACAAGUGCUUCAUAAACAGUGCUCUAAUAACAAAUACCAGAGGAAUUAAUAAUAAUCUAGCUAUUAUUUUCUAAUGUUCUCGCUUUAUUAAGAACAUUUAUGCUGUCUGAAUGGACUCUUCCGGAAGAAUAGCAUCUGGCACCCACAUGAAUACCAGAUGAAAUCUGUAUGAUCCUGGGUAUCUUAUAAAUUUAUUGUCAGCAACAGCAUCCAUUUGUGCCAGCACGGCUUACAGUAACAUUACAUUUUUCUUUUGUUCUAGGUGCAUAGCGUAAUGUCCAUGCUGUACUACACUCUGAUUAUAGCUUUUUUGAUCGGCACACAGGCAGCUCCAAAGUCAGAGGACAAUGCUCCACUGGAGUAUCCUGCAGAACACUCCCUGCUCAAUACCCACCGGAGUAACAGACACCACAUUCCCAAGGCAGCUCCACAGACAUCCCACAGCCACUCUACUUGGACAAUAGGUAGAAGAGAAGCUAUAAAUAUCACCAUGGACCCAAAACUUUUUAAGAAGAGGCGUCUCCGGUCUCCUCGGGUGCUGUUCAGCACACAGCCCCCCCCAGUGUCAGGGCAAGGACAGAACAUGGGAUUUCUCAGCAGCGCAGGUUCUCUCAACAGGACUGCCAGGACGAAGAGGACCACGCAUCCCGUAUUACACCGGGGAGAGUUCUCAGUGUGUGACAGCGUCAGCAUGUGGGUUGGGGACAAAACCACAGCCACUGACAUUAAAGGCAAAGAGGUGACAGUGUUGGGAGAAGUCAACAUUAACAACAACAUUUUUAAGCAGUACUUUUUUGAGACCAAGUGCAGGGACCCUAAGCCAGUCUCCAGUGGGUGCCGAGGGAUCGACGCAAAGCACUGGAACUCUUACUGCACCACAACACACACCUUUGUCAAAGCACUGACAAUGGAGGGCAAGCAAGCAGCCUGGCGAUUUAUUCGAAUUGACACAGCCUGUGUGUGUGUGCUCAGCAGGAAGUCAGGGAGACCCUGAGAUGGAUCUAAAUCCCAUGGCAACAUCCUCCUACCCCCCUACCUCAGUCUGUAAAUUAUUUUAAGUUAUAAAGGACUGCAUGGUAUAUUUAUAGUUUAUACAGUACAGAAAGAACCUCAUUAUUUAUUAAACUCUUUUGGAAACCUUU
Messenger RNA from Phalacrocorax carbo (great cormorant), 4687 nucleotides. NCBI's taxonomy places the organism in Eukaryota, Metazoa, Chordata, Aves, Suliformes, Phalacrocoracidae. The record is from RefSeq and is a predicted model, not a curated record.